Acanthosepion pharaonis is the source of this 1593-nucleotide messenger RNA. NCBI's taxonomy places the organism in Eukaryota, Metazoa, Mollusca, Cephalopoda, Sepiida, Sepiidae. The record is from the annotation of a GenBank genome assembly.
AUGUCUCUUUAUUAUCUAUCUAUCUAUAUAUCUAUCUAUCUAUUUGCUACUCAAUCUGCUGUUAUCUAUGUCUAUUUCUUGUUAGCUAUCUCUCUAUCAGGGUAUAUCUAUCUAUCUAUCUAUCUAUCUAUCUAUCUAUCUAUCUAUCUAUCUAUCUAUCCUAUCCUAUCAUAUCAUAUGCUGAUACUAUCUAUCUAUCUAUCUAUCUAUCUAUCUAUCUAUCCUAUCCUAUCAUAUCAUAUGCUGAUACUAUCUAUCUAUCUAUCUAUCUAUCUAUCUAUAUCUAUCAAGAUGGAAGGAGAGAAAGAGAUAUCAAUCUGUUGUUAUCUAUUUAUCUAUCUCUGUCAAUUUGUUGUCAUAUAUCUAUCUGAAUCUGUUCUAUCUAUCUAUCUAUCUAUCUAUCUAUCUAUCUAUCUAUCUAUCUAUCUAUCUAUCUAUCUAUCCUAUCCUGAUAUUAUUUAUCUAUCUAUUUAUCUUCAUGCGUAUUUCCCCAAUUUAUUAGCUCAUAUAUAUUCUUUUUUCUCCCUUUUUUUUUUGCUUUCUGUCGCUUUCUCCAAAUCAACGAUACAUAGUCAAUUUUUGUUUCUGCCUUUUUCUAUUUAUUGCUUCCUCUUUCCAGCGAUCGUGACGUUUCCUUCUCUCUCUAUUUCUCACUCUCUCACAUUCUCUAUCAUAUUCACUCACUCAUUCACUUUCAGCGUCUCUCUCAUUCAUCUUUCUGUUUAUCGCCCACUCGUUUUACUACAACGUCUCUCUCUCUUUCUGUCUCUCAAUUGCUCUUACUCACUCACUCUAUCGCUCAUUCUUCCCCCUCAAUCUCUCUCAUAUCUGUUGCAUUCAUCUUUUCGAUUAUCUCUCACUCACUCUAUCGCACAUAUUCUCUUUCUUUCUUUCUCUCUCUCUCAAUUUAUCUCCGUCUAUCUCUCACUUAUUCAUCACUCUUACUCUCAUUCAUUUAUCUUUCAUUCGUUUUUCUCGCUCUCACUCUUUCGGUAUCAUAUUCUUUCUCUCGACCACACUCACUCACUCUUUAAUACACUUGUACUCUCUCACUCACUCACUCAUUUUUCUCACUCUCAUUCAAUCUUUCACUCUCGACCACACUCACUCUUUAAUACACUUUUACUCUCUCACUCACUCACUCAUUUUUCUCACUCUCAUUCAAUCUUUCACUCUCGACCACUCCUCUUUUUAAUACACUUUUACUCUCACUCACUCACUCAUUUUUUCUCCUCUCAUUCAAUCUUUCACUCUCGACCCACCUCCUCUUUAAUACACUUGUACUCUCUCACUCACUCACUCAUUUUUCUCACUCUCAUUCAAUCUUUCACUCUCGACCACACUCACUCUUUAAUACACUUGUACUCUCUCACUCACUCACUCAUUCAUUCACUAUUUUACUCAUUCUACACUCUCUCACUCUUACUCAUUUCUCUCUCACUCACUUUGUCGCACGUUCUCUCUCUUUCACUUCCUAUUCUAUCUCUCAAUAUCAUUCACUAUCUCACUCACUCAUCCUAUCUCUCAUUCUUUCUCUAUCAUACUCUCACUCAUUUAGUCUUUCACUCCCUAUUAAACGUAUUCUCUUUUUAA